AUGCCGACUCGCGACGAGAAGGCAGCUGACAAACAGGCCGAGGCGAUCGUGGCCAGCCUCGCUCACGCGGGCAGCGCGGCGACAGAGCAGGCGAUCUCGUCGGUCUGCGAGGUUCUUCGGAAGGACGUCGCGCUGUUGUACCACGUGAACGCGCUCCUGCACAACGACGAGUGGCGCGCCGUCUUGAAGGCGUCGGCCGAGGGGCAGUGCGGCGCGAAGCCAGAGGGGCCUCCUCCUGAGGACGUGGGGAAGAAGCUCCGCGUUGGCAUUAAGAAGUUUGGACACCUUUCCAGGCGCUGGGUUGAAGAGGGCGGGCAGAACGGCCUGGUGGAGCACUUGCUGCACGCAAUCGAGCCCGAAAUCUUCCCCAAGGACGAGCCCGCGGACGCGUGGUACAAGGAUUGCAAACUCGAGGUGCUGUGCUUCGCCCUCAGGGUGUCCAUGGAUACCCAGACCCCGAACGUGAUCUACGAGGGCAUGGAGACUUGGACCUCGUUGGGUACGGCGAUAAGCCAGCACUACACGGGCAUCGGGUCGCCCCUGAAGGGGAAGACGUCCGCUGAGAUUCUGAGGGGCUACUUCGACCCCCAGGAGGCGGAGGACAACAGCUGGAAUCUCACGUGCAUCCUGGACACGAAGGCCGAGAAGUCCGUGGUCAAGGUGGAGGCAGGGGACCUCACGGUGGAGAACCCUUUCGACUGGACGACCGACCUCCUGCUGGCCACAGGCACACGCACGCACAGGAUCCAGUCCGUCCACGAGGAGUUCGCAGCCCUGAACGUGCCGAUGCCCACGGCGACCUCUGUCAAGUGGCAGGGCGACCUCUUCAAGACGCUCAAACAGGUGGCGACCCCCAAGGACAAGGGCAUUUCCGCGGCAAGCAGCGCGAGCGGCGUCAAGCGGCCCUCGCCUUCGCCCCCUUCGGGCGCCGGCGUGGCGGAGGCGCUGCGCAGGCGCCUCAACGCCAAGAGCACCGGCGCCAAGGGCAACUGA
Molecule: messenger RNA, 993 nt
Organism: Prorocentrum cordatum
Lineage: Eukaryota; Dinophyceae; Prorocentrales; Prorocentraceae
Source: the annotation of a GenBank genome assembly